AUGACAUCCAAAUCGUUGUUGCUCUCCCUACCCGAUGAGGUGCUUCUACAGAUUGUGGGCCAUUUGACGCCACCUCUUGACGGCCUGGACAUUCCCUUUACGGCUUACACAGACCCUGACGGUAUUGUCGUCACGAACCGUGCCGCCCUCUACCGUCUUGCUUUCGUAUGUCAUCGACUAUCUGACUUAGCAAUUCCGUUUCUAUACCAGACGGUCUAUCUAUGGGGCCGGUCACGUCUUCAGUCGUUGCUCCAGACUCUGCUCGAGCGCCCGGAACUCGGCGCAAAUAUGCGCAUUCUUUCCUAUGUUUCAUGCCUCGGCAGCGAUCAUUAUCCUACCGACGUCCUAUACCCCUACAAGCGCACCGACUGGCGCCGCCUGGUGGCAGAUUCGGAUCGAUUCCCAGAACGCAUCAAGGCUUUUGUGCGCGACGCCAAAAACGACCUCGAAGUCGCCCAAAUCGUGUUCGCCCUUAUUCUCUACUCAACACCGAGCCUCCGCACUCUGCAUAUGCGUAUGCCGUUCGCGGCCGGAGAGUACCAGAAGCUUAAGGAUAUUCUUACCCCCGACAUUGAAACGGCAGAGGGCCGCCCUCGUGUUCUAAACUCCCUGACCCGCGUCAUGUUGGAGCCCAUGCCCGACUUCCCCGGAGCCACCUUUUGGCCUCGUCGUGAGCUACCUUGUCUGCUGCGGUUACCGAACCUGCGUGCUGUCGAACUGGGUUCCGCCUAUUUCCGGCCUGCCGUUUUGGAGCCUGGUGAUGGAUGGGGUGAUGAUGGAAGCUGGAAGAACGUCGAGGAGGUCCGGCUGGUUCGCAGCAGCAUGUGGGGUCAAGGCUGGCAUGCCAUCUGCGCCCUGUGUCCUAAUCUCAAGCUUCUCGAGAUGGGCCCCUGCGGGGUUUCUGACCAGCCGGCCGACGGCGAGCACAACCUCAACACCGCCUUGUCUCUCGUCGCCGAUACGCUCGAAACCUUCUCAUUUGAGGGAAUCCUAGCCGCCAACUUCUCCCCACAUGUCGGUGGAGAUGGCACCCUCACCUGCCUCCCAAAGAUGAAAACCCUGCGCAACGUAAAGCUUGAUAUUGGAAUCCUGUUUAAGCAUCCUCAGAAGAUGCAAGAAAUUGAUAUCCGCCGGUGCUUUCCCCCAACGCUGGAGGUUCUCGACUUGGCGGAAUUGUGGCACGACGUCGAGAUCGACAGGCUAUCGUCCAACGACCGUAAGAACUACGAACGGUCCAUCCAGGACGCCCUGCGGAAGCUUGUCUUCGCCAGCAAAGAACACCUACCCAAUCUGAGAGAGUUGACGUUCCGUCCGAACCCUUUUUACGCACAGCUGCCUUUGCCCGACACUCUUCUUGGCGGGAAGUCUGACGUUGACUUCAAGCUUGUAUACUGA
Molecule: messenger RNA, 1395 nt
Organism: Colletotrichum truncatum
Lineage: Eukaryota; Fungi; Ascomycota; Sordariomycetes; Glomerellales; Glomerellaceae
Molecular function (GO): protein binding
Source: RefSeq, a predicted model, not a curated record